Molecule: messenger RNA, 2201 nt
Organism: Strongylocentrotus purpuratus (purple sea urchin)
Lineage: Eukaryota; Metazoa; Echinodermata; Echinoidea; Camarodonta; Strongylocentrotidae
Gene: rcc1
Product: regulator of chromosome condensation
Exons: 9
Coding region: 103-1377 (424 amino acids)
Cellular component (GO): cytoplasm
Molecular function (GO): guanyl-nucleotide exchange factor activity
Source: RefSeq, a predicted model, not a curated record
UACGAUUUGAACUACGGCGGCAAACGUGAGCAACGUGCAAUUUUGGGUCGGAGAAAAGCGAAAUUAAAAUCUGAUUUUAAAGGAUCAUCACUACAUCUUAAAAUGCCACCUAAGAGAAAAGGACAACAAACUGCCAAAGUAAACGGCACAAAUGAAGGGGUUGUGAAGAGUAAGAAGGUGAAAGUGUCCCACUGGUCACACCAAACCAAGCCAGGCUUCGUGCUAGCCUUUGGUCAGGGUGAUGUCGGUCAGCUGGGUCUUGGUGAGGACAUCAUGGAGAGGAAGAAGCCUUCGUUGGUCAGCUUCGAUGGAGCCAAGAGGAUCGUGGAUGUGGUUGCAGGGGGAAUGCACACCGUUUGCAUUGCACAAGAUGGAGCGGUCUAUACAUUCGGCUGCAACGACGAGGGUGCCCUGGGUCGCGACACCAAAGAGGAUGGGUCAGAGUUCACAUCAGGAAAGGUCGCACUCGAUGCAAAGAUCAUUCAGGCCACGGCGGGCGACUCCCACACCGCUGCUCUGACGGACGAGGGCAAAGUUUAUGCAUGGGGUACAUUUAGGGAUGGCAAUGGCCCUGUCGGCUUAACUGUUGAGGGUAUGAAGAAGACUCCCUACUUGAUCCCUCUCGACGAGACGGUCGUCCAGAUAGCGUCCGGUAACGAUCACCUGUGCAUGCUGACCAACCAGGGGGAGAUCUACACCAUGGGUUGCGGUGAGCAGGGUCAGCUGGGAAGGAUACACGAGUGCUUCUCGAUACGGGGUGGAAGGAAGGGAGUCAGUAUUCUAUUAGAGCCUUCCAUUGUGAUCUGUAAGAGAGUGAGAGGUAAAGGCAAGGUCAUGUUUGAUGGAGUCUGGUGUUCCAAUUACUGCACAUUCGCUCGAGUGAAAGGAGGCGGAGGCAUGUAUGGAUGGGGGCUCAACAACUAUCAUCAUUUAGGUCUAGAGAAUGUGAAGUCUUGGUUCACCCCUCAGCCCAUCACAUCUUUCAAUGAUGUCCAAGUGGAAGCAGUAUCAGGUGGACAGCAUCACUCCAUUCUACUAGACGCUCAAGGUCACAUGCAUGCCAUCGGUAGAACAAACUAUGGCCGUCUCGGACUAGGUGAAGACUGUGAGGAAUCCCACAUACCCACCCUCAUUUCAUCAGUCAAGAUGGAGAAGUUUACCAAUAUCGGAUGCGGGGCCAGCGUCAGUUUAGGAUGUACAGAUACAGGAGACGUGUACGCCUGUGGCAUGGGUAGCAAUCUUCAGCUCGGGAACGGUGACGAAGACGAAGAUCUCCACGUACCGACCAAGAUCAUCAGCAAGCAAUUAGAAACCAAGAAAGCCGUCAAGGUCGCCUCCGGAGGGCAGCACACCAUCAUUUUAGCAGUAGAAAAGUAGCAAUAGUUUGUAGAGAGUAAGAAUAGAAUAAAUGUAAUUUUGGUGGGGUGAUAAAACCUUGUAACUAACAAAAAUGUUCAAUCUUGUAUUAAACUAUUAAAAGAUGCUUAAUUUUACAGGAGGGAAAAAAUGUAAUGUUUAACAAUCUUCCGUAAUAGAUCACUCGAGGCACUUUAGCAUUUUUGCAUUAGAACAUCUAAUUGGUCCUUAGCUACAAAUUAAUGAAGCAAAAGAAAGGUGAAUUAUUUUUCAAAAAUUGAUUCAAGAGGUUUUAUCACCCCACUGUCAAUAUGAGGGUCCAACAUUGUUUCAUUAGUCUUAACGUCUACCACAAAUAUACAUGCAAACCAAUUUUCCCUGGCUGUAUGUGUUGUAGAAAGUGUAAUAUUUAUGCAAUUAAAAGCAUCAGGUAAUUGUCAGUGUUUGCAGUUAUUCGAUUUUCCCUUGCAAACCAGGGUCUGCUCUGUGUAUGCUUUAUUCAUCAGACUUGCAUUGAAAACGUCACAAGUUGCAAUUACACGCUUGUUGGUAAUACCAUGGCACUCACAAAAACGUUACACUUUCACAGUAAUUCUAAUUGCGCUUUAGCAGUUAUUGUUAUUAUGCGCUUAUGUUAUCUUCAUGCCAUUGUUAUGGGUUGGAUGCAUGAAUAUAUUUGAAUUUCAAUCACUCCUCACAGAUGUUUCAACUACUCACAACAUGCUGCUCUCCACAAUACAUGUUUAUUCUCAGUGUUGUUUAUUUCACUGUAUUGUAAUGCCUGUGAUCAUCUUCAAAUCAAAUGUUUUAAUGUUGGACCCUAACAAUGAUGUAAUUUUUAAAAA